AUGCUCAGGUUAAUUCAUCCGUUCAGUUGUUGUAAAGUAACUAGAAAACGUGCCGGAGGCAAUGAGGAACUUGUAGGUUUUGGUGAUUUUGAGGAAUAUUUAUUAUUUUUUUUGGAUUUGAAGAUUGAUUCGGUCAAUAAGUAACGAGAAAAACUUAAUUUAAGCCUAUUUUAAUUUUUUUGGAUAAGUUUUUGAGGAAACUGGCUUAAAGAUUAAGGAUGUUAGGCAUGAGAAACAGGCCGUGUCUAAGCCUGGAAAACACCUGGCUGGAUAUCAAAGUCAGGCCUGACCCAAAAAGAUCAAAAGUGCCGCUUAUACCUAUUUUUCAUGCCUUAAAGGGAUGCUUUGUGAUUUCUUUGGCAUUCUUUACUAAUUUCUUACUUUUCAAGACAAAUUUUAUUCCUAUAGCCCCUAUAUGACAUAAUGUUUUUAUUUUUCAGCCAAAACCUUCAGAAGACCACGAACAAGCGAAGAAGGACCUAGAAACCAAAGUGGCCCAGUACGAAGCCGAGCUGAUCUCGCUGAAAUCGGAUGUUGAACAAAAAUCCAAACAACAUCAAGCUCUGACGAAACAGCUACAAGACAAAGUCGCAGAAUUAGAAGAAGAAGUCCGAAUCCAAGAGAAUGAGAACCUCAGAAACGAAGCUAAUGCUGACGAUAGUCAACUACAUCUUCAAGAAGUCCGAGCUGAAUUGGCAAAGCAAGAACAGCUGAAGAAAGAAGCGGAAAAAGCAUUGGAAGCAAAGGAAGAAGCCAUAAAACAAAAGGAUAACGUGAUAAAGGAGAAGGAAAUGGCAUUGGAAAGUUUGAAGGAGGGUCUGAAGAAUAUUGGAGAGUCAGAAAAUGAAGUCUUGAAGCUAAAGGAAGAGCUACAGAAGGCAAGAAGUGAAGCUGAUAAGGCUAAAAAUGAACUGGAAGCUGUUGAAAAGAUAAAAAAUGAAAUGGAACAAGCAAAGAAAGAGCUAGAAGAUUCCAAAAGUGAAAUAACGGCUUUGGAAAAUGCUAAUGAAGACCUGAAAAAUGCUAGAGAUGAACUGCAGGCGUUGACAAAUGAACUAGAAGUCAAGAAAGAGGAAUCAGAAAAGGCUAAGCAACAUCAAAAUGAUGUAGAAAAAGAAUUGAAAGAAGCUCAAGAUAAGAUACAUAAGCUGGAAGCAGACAUUAAAAAGAAAGAACAGGAUGAAAGCCAAGCGAAAUCAGAAGAAGCCAGGAAAGCAGACGAGAAAGAGCAAAAAACUAAUGAAGAAGUAGAAGCACUAAAAGAGAUGGUUAAUAAGCUAGAACAGGACAAGAAACAGCUAGAAGAAGAGAACAUUCAGGCUGAAAAUAAAGUAAAAGAAGGCUCGGAAGCUGUUGGAAAGCUGAGAAUUGAAGUAGAAACUCUGAAGGAAUAUGAAAGUGAACUGAAUGCCCUAAAGGAAUUUGUGCGAAUCAGCUCGGAAAGCAAAGACGAACUAGAAAAAGAACUAAAGGCAAGAGAGGAAAGGGUUAAAGUGCUUGAAAAUGAACUAAUACAAAGUCAGGACAAGAUGGAAAAGCAUGAGAAGGCCGAUAAGGUCAAUGUAAAGCCUCUAGAACCAAAUCAGAACCAAUUGAGUGGUGAUCAUGACCAAGAUGAAUUAAAAUCGCAACUACAGAAGCUUCAAGAAGAAAAGAAAAAGGCACUAGAAGACAAGACAGGCAUAGAAAACAGACUAAAACAAGCUGUGGAACUGAUUAAAGGCCUCAAAAACAAGGUAGAGACCCUUCAACAGUCGGAAGAAGAACUGAACGCCCUGAAAAACUCGGUCAGGUUAAGCUCGGAUGCCAAGGUUCAACUGGAAAAGGACAUGAAAGCCAAGGAAGAGAGGCUAAAACAGCUGGAAAGUGAACUAAAGCUAAGCCAGGAGACAGUCAAAGAGCUGGAAAUGAAGGAAAUUGAAGAUGAAGAUAGAAUAAAGCUGCUUCACAAUGAUCUAAAGUUAGCUGAAGUCAAGAUUCAUGAGCUUAAUGAUACCCUAAAAGAAUCAGAAGCCCAAUUAGAGCCUCUGGAAGUUAAUGUGAUUGACCUGACGGAGAAGAUGAAGGUCCUACAAAAAGAGCUCGAGGAUAGUAAGGCAGCGCUCCAGAAGGCCGAUAAGUUGAACAGUGUUGAUGGUGAUCUAAAGGAUGCUGAGACAUUGGAGCAAGAGAAAAAUGUCAGAGACGGGAAGAUACAGGCUUUGGAGAUGGACAAAGAUAAGGUCGAUGCUGAGCUGAAGGCUUUAAAACAAGAAUAUGAACAAGUUCAAGAUGAGCUGAAGAAGAAAAAGGAGUUGGAGAAGGAGAAGGAGGAACUGGAAAAUGAGCUAACAGGCUUGAAAGAACGAUUCGAAGCGGUUCAAAAGGAUCUACAGGAGAAAGAAGGUAAAGAAGAGAAUGAUAAGGGACUAAAAGAUCAAAAGAAUGAGUUGGAAGCAAAGAAAGAUCAGUUGGAAGCUGAGAAAAAGCAGCUGGAAGAUGAACUUGAGGCUUUGAAAUCAAAGCUAGAACAAGCUCAAGUUGAGUUACAGACGAAGAAUGAGCUAGAAGAGGCCAAGAAUGAAUUAGAACAAGCCAAGAAUAAGCUGGAAGAAGAGAAAAAUACUUUAGAAAAUGAAAAGAAAGCCUUAGAAGACGGCAAAAAUGCGGUUGAAAGUGAACUGAAAGCUCUGAAAGAACAAUUUGAAACGGUUCAAGGGGACUUACAAGGACAGAAUGAUGUAGUAAAAGCUAAACAAGAGUUGGAAGAGCAGAAAAAUGAACUGGAAAAGCAACUAGAAGAGCUAAAGGUGAACUUUGAGCAUGUUAAAGCCGAUCUACAAAAGAAAAAUGAACUGGAAAUGGCAAAGAAUGAGCUGGAAGUAGCCAAGAAGGAGCUGGAAAUGGACAAGAAAGAGCUAGAACAAAAAAUGAUUGAACUAGAGCAACAGAAGAGUGAGGCGAUACAACAAAAUAAUGAAAUACAAGGCCAGAAAAAACAAGUAGAGGAUGAGCUUCAAGCCCUCAAAACUCAGUUUGAAGCAGUUCAAGUUGAUCUACAGAAGAAAGAAGCGAUUGAAAAGGAAAAGAAAGACCUAGAAGUCGAGAAGAAUGCUGUAGAAACGGAGCUUCGUGAUCUGAAAAAGAAGUUUGAACAAGUUCAAGUUGAGCUACAAGAAAAGAAUGAAUCCCUAAAGCAAUUGGAGAACUUGAAGAUUGAGUUGGAAGCUGUAGAACACGAGAAAACAGAAGCAAAAGAAGAAUUGAAGGCAGCAAAGGAAGCGUUAAAGAAUAAAAUGAAAGAAACUGAAGAGUUGGAGAAGGUUCAAAGAGAACUUGAGAAGGCUCAGAAACAGCUACAAGAGGUGCAAGAGGAACAGAAGGAGAAUGUGGAAAAACAGAAUGAAGUAAAGAAUAAGUAUGAAGAGUUGAUCAAGACGAAUAAAGAAACAGUUCAACAGAAUGUAAAGCUACAGAGUCAACUUCAAAGCGCUUACCUGGAAUUGGACGAUUUGAGUCGAACCAAAGAGGAAUUGAGCCGGCAAAAUGAGUUGUUUGUUAGAGAGAGGUUGGAGGGCUCGAAGGUAGGGUUAUGUUAAUUUAGGACACGGAAGGGUAUGAUAGGAUAGGGUAAGGUAAGGUAGGGUACAGUAGUAUAAGAUAGGGUAAGAUAAGAUAUAGUGGGAUAAGGUAUGGUAUGAUAGAGUAGUUUGGGGUAGAGUAAGGUAUGGUGAGAAAGACAAAAUAGAGUAGGUAACAAGCUUGUAAAACCUUUUUUUAAAUCAAAAUUUCACUUCCAGGAAACCGAAGACACCCGCCUCCAACUCGACCAAGCGCACGAACACAUUGAACAACUCAAACACGAACUGAAUGAACUUCAAACAACAAACGCUGAACAUGAACAUCUAGCCACCGAUGUGGAACGCCUAGAACAGCAACUCAAAGACUCAGAAGUCGCGAAGUCUGUGGCAGAGAAAGAGUUGGAAAAGUUGAAAUCGACCAAAGUUCAAGCCGAAAAUGAAGUUUCGACAUUUAAAAACGAAGUUCAAGUCAUGUAUGGUGUGGUUCAGAAGGAACAGGAGAAGACGAAACAACUGGAGAGAAAACUGAAAGAAGUGAAUGAAAAGCUAAAAGAAGCGGAAGAAAAGUUGGCUGAAAAGGAGCACGAAUCAGAAGAAAAUGGAUGGGACAAUGAGGAACCGGAUGGAUUGGUAAGGGGGUCGAUUUGCUGAAUUUAUGUGUUUUAGGGGGUGUUUUUUUAUAUUUUUUAGAGUUCUAGGGGGGGGUUGAUAAUUUUGAGCUUUUGAGGGGUGUUUUAUUUUUUUUUGGAUUUAGGGGGUGUUUUCAUAAUUUUUGGGUUUUAGGGGGUGUUUUCAUAAUUUUUGGGUUUUAGGGGGUGUUUCCAUAAUUUUUGGGUUUUAGGGGGUGUUUUUAGGUUUUUUAAUGUUCUAGGGGGUGUUUUUAUAAUUUUAGGUUUUAGGGGGUGUUUUUGUAUUUUUUGGGUUUUAGCGGGUGUUUUUAUACUUUUUUGAGUGGUAUUUUUAUAUUUUUUAUGUUCUAGGGGUUGUCUUUAUGUUUUUUUUUCGUUUUUUUUAAAUAAAAACCUUAGGUUUUAGGCUUGUAUAACGUAAAAUUUAGAAUGUUUUAGUGGUUACGGACAAAGUUUUCAAAUUUUUAAUUAUUUGAUUAGUUUGAAGUUUUAAAAUUUGCUCAAUUUUCAGCUCCGUGAUGAGGUCGAGUCUUUGAGGAAGUACAAUGAAACCCUGAAGAAGGAGCUUCACGAAAGCCGCGAACUGUUGGCCUGCGUACGACACGAAGGCCCACCACUGGAAUAUGUCCAGAAUAUUGUAUUUAAAUACCUGACGACUAGGGACAACCUAGGCAAAGGCGCUGUGGUAAGUUUUUAAUUAUUUUAUAGGGUUGUUUUGGAAAUUUAAGGGGAAAAUGAGAUUGGAAAGAAAGUUUUUGCAAUUUUACGUUUUGUAAAGAAAGUUUUUUCAUUUAUCACUUUUAAAAAAAAAGUUUUUCUAUUUUGUGUUUUGUAAAGAAAGUUCUUGUCAUUUUUUAUUCUUUAAAUAAAGUUCUUGCAAUUUUAUGUUUUGUAGAGAAAGUCGUUGCAAUUUUUAAUAUAUAAAAAUUUUUAUAAUGUAAAUUAUUUUUCAGCCCCUGGUCAGAGUAAUAGCGGCAGCGACGGGAAUGAGCGAUGCCCAAACGGCCGAAGUGAUCCGAAGCGAAGAGAAGCGCGUCAACCAGCUGACUUCGCUACGAUCGGCCGUCGGCUUACACUAG
Messenger RNA from Bursaphelenchus okinawaensis, 5268 nucleotides. The record is from the annotation of a GenBank genome assembly. Lineage: Eukaryota; Metazoa; Nematoda; Chromadorea; Rhabditida; Aphelenchoididae.